This is a messenger RNA of Chelmon rostratus (copperband butterflyfish), 7043 nucleotides long. It is a transcript of the gene tbc1d4, whose product is annotated as TBC1 domain family, member 4. The transcript is spliced from 24 exons. The coding region runs from base 655 to 4410 and encodes 1251 amino acids. The record is from RefSeq and is a predicted model, not a curated record. Lineage: Eukaryota; Metazoa; Chordata; Actinopteri; Chaetodontiformes; Chaetodontidae.
AGUGCGCGAGGCUGCGCUAAAAGGCGAUAAACAAGCACCAAUGUAUGCAUUUUAUAGGCUGCUAGGAGAGAAACCAUGCGACCGCGCCAGCGAAGCUUGUGCGUAAACAGGACUUUAAGGCCGGGUCUGUAAUGCGCCGCCCCGGUUGUGCGCUCAGCAGCAACGCAUAGCGCGUCAAAGAAAUCUGAUUUCUCAGGGCGACUUGUGUUUACACAGGAGCCGUCCAAAGCCACGUUUUAGCAAGCAAGCUUGGCUGGGACAGCACAGUGCACGACUGUUCAGCGUUUGACCCGCUGCCCAUGCAAACAGUGGCGGAACAGAGCAGGCAGGGAAGCCACAAAUACAUGACCGUACAAGUGAAUUUGUUUGAAAUCCUGGAAGGAAAGCUGUGUCCAUCGGGGAGUUUUUUUUUUUGAGAGAGAGAUCUGGUUAACAUGGAGCGCUGCAGUUGAUCGACAGGGCGAGCACAUGUUGUGCAUGUAGCUGCGUUGGAUGAACUUUCACUAUGGAUGUGGACAUGGAAACUGUUUCAAACUGAGCCCAACUGCGCCCGGCCUUGGUCGCAGGGAAGGCUGCGACGGCAUCAUUUUCGAAAGUGAUCUUUAGUCCCACAUCGCUGUCAACGAGCUUCGGCCCAGAGUCUGCUGGGUCGACAUGGAGAGUCGGGAUGAGAGGGAGCACAGUCCUCCGAAGUCAGACCGAAGGUUCGCCCUGACUUACAUCGGCUGGUCCUCGCUGGACAGGCGGACCACCCUGCCCAUGCUGCCGUGGCUGGUGGCGGAGAUCCGCAGGCGUGGUGAGAGGGGCGACUGCGGCCCCGUGGUGCAGCCGAGAGAAGUUCAGCUGGUCCUCAACCCCCCCUUCGUCCGAUGCGUCCCCUCCAGCAGCACCAACUCCUCAGUCUUUAUAUUCGAGCACAAAGCACAGCUCAUCUCUCGCUUCAUCCACAACAGCAAUGACCUCACCUAUUUUGCCUAUCUCCUGCGGGGCCAGCCCGACAACCCUGAGUCCGAGAUGUCCUGUCACGUCUUUAAGGCCGGCGAGCCCAACCAGGUCCCCGAGGUGAUCAGCAGCAUUCGCCAAGUGUCCAAAUCAGCCCUGAAGGAAGACGCCAAGCCCAAACAGGAAGCUGACGAGGCCUUCUACAACUCCCAGAAGUUUGAAGUGCUUUACUGUGGCAAGGUGACCGUUCUGCACAAAAAGGCUCCGUCCACCCUCAUCGACGACUGCAUCGAUAAGUUUCGUCAGCACGAGGUCGAGCGCAAGCGCCUGCGGCUGCUCAACGGUCAGCGGGGGUCCACGGAGAGCGCCCCUGUGGAGUUCUUCAUGGGGGGAGACGGAGACCCACUUUCCUCCGUUCUGGAUGAGAGUACAGAAGACCCCAAGAGCCCCGCAGCGGAGGACACGAUUGGGGGUGGAGGUAAAGGCCUGUGUAGCAGCUCCAGUCAGAGCAGCCUUCGAGGAGCUUUCCCCGAGUGCAUCCUGGAGGAUUCUGGGUUUGAGGAGCCUCAGGAGUUCCGGACGCGCUGCAGCAGCCUGGCAGGGAGUCUGCAGAGGAAGCCGGGGGAAGGCGUCAUCAUGGGCCCCACGCGCCGAAGACACUCCAGCGCGCCAAAUCAUGUUCAGCCGUCUGAUGCAGACAAGAACCGCACCAUGCUCUUCCAGGUCGGGCGUUUUGAAGUGAACCUCAUAAGUCCAGACAGUAAAACAGUGGUGCUGGAGAAGAACUUCAAAGAUAUUUCAUCCUGCUGUCAGGGAAUCAAGCAGUCCGACCAUUUUGGAUUCAUCUGUCGGGACCAGUCAGAGUCUGGUCCCAGUCAGUAUGUGUGCUACGUUUUCCAGUGUGCCAAUGAGUCUCUGGUGGAUGAGGUGAUGCUGACUCUGAAGCAGGCCUUCACCACCGCAGCAGCCUUACAGAGCAACAAGACCCAGAUCCAGCUAUGUGAAGCUUGCCCCAUGCACGACCUGCACAAGCUCUGCGAGCGGAUUGAGGGUCUCUACCCACCCAGAGCAAAGCUAGCCAUCCAAAAAUAUCUCUCCCAGCUGACUGACAAUGAGCAGGCUGAGAUUUUUGAGCGAGUUCAGAGACUGAAGCCCGGGUCAGACCAGGAGGAGAAUGAGCUGGUGAUUCUCCAUCUGAGACAGCUCUGUGAAACCAAACAAAAGUCCCACCUCCACAUCGGAGAGGCCCCUCAGAACGCUGGAAACAGCUCAUCAGCAGGCGAUGGCACAGCCACCAGCAGCCGCUUCAAACUUGAUAUUCUCAAGAACAAAGCACGCACCUCCCUCACCAGCUCCCUGGAGAACAUCCUUGCAAGGGGUGCCAGCCGGAUGCGGGGCCGCCUGGGAAGCAUGGGAAGCAUGAGCAGCUUCGAAAGGCAAGAUGAGGAAUCUCCCGGUCACUCCCCUCCUGGUUCGCCUCCUGCUUUCCCUGACGACGACCCGGAAACCGGCGUGCAGUUCCGUCGGCGUGCCCACACCUUCAGCCAUCCACCUGUGAAGAAACGCAUCUCCUUCGAGGGACAGCCGUCCGGCCAGGGCAAGCAGCCUCCACUGCGCAGACAACAGUCGGUUAAUGCAGAGCUGCUGCAGAGCAGUCCCGUGGCUGUAUCGAGAACGCGCAGCGUUUCGGAGAGUGAGUCCUCCUUCAGCCUCCCCUCCUCCUUCUCCGCUCCCACUUUCCUGAAAAGCAUUUACCAGGGCUCACUGGGCUCCCUGAGCUCCCUGGCAGACAGUGGGAGCCUCAAGAGCAAUGGAGAAGGCAGGAAGAGGACCCUGUCUGGCUGCAGCAGUGACUCAGUGAGUGGAGGUCUCCCCCCGACCCCACGCAGGGUCUCCUGGAGACAGAAGAUCUUCCUGAGGGUCGCAUCACCCAUGAACAAGCCGUCUGCAUCCAUGCAGCAUCCAGAUCACUCUGAUGGCAGGGAGCUGUUGCCUCUGUCUCCUCGCGCCUUCGACUCAAAUCUGGAUCCCUCGGGGCACCUGCUGCCACCGGGGGAGAGGCCUAAGAGGACGGGGGCCGACUACCGGGCCCUCUGGAAGACUGCCAUCCACCAGCAGAUACUGCUGCUGCGCAUGGAAAAGGAGAACCAGAGGCUGGAGGAAGCGAGCAGAGAUGAGCUGCACAUCCGUAAGAUGAAGCUGAACUACCAGGAAGUGGGCCAGUGCUCCAAAGAUGCGCAGGCAUUGUGGGAGAGAAAACUGACAGCCCCAGGCAGAAUGACAGUCCCGCAAGACAAGGAGGAGAUGUAUCGUGCACUCUGCCAAGGUGUUCCCAAGAGCAGGCGCGGGGACGUCUGGUUGCUCCUUUCCCAUCAGCACCGGCUGCGUCACAGGCUGCCCCAACGUCAGCACGCCCCGGACACCCCCUACCAUGACCUCCUCAAGCAACUCACCGCACAGCAGCAUGCCAUUCUGGUGGAUCUAGGCCGGACCUUCCCCACCCACCAGUAUUUCUCAGCUCAGCUGGGCGCAGGGCAGCUUUCUCUAUACAACCUCCUGAAAGCCUAUUCUCUGCUGGACACAGAGGUCGGCUACUGCCAGGGCAUCAGCUUCGUGGCUGGAGUGCUGCUGCUGCACAUGAGUGAAGAACAGGCCUUUGACAUGCUGAAGUUCCUCAUGUAUGACCUGGGCAUCAGGCAGCAGUACAGACCUGACAUGGUCUCUCUGCAGAUUCAGAUGUACCAGCUCUCCAGACUGUUACACGACUACCACCGCGAGUUGUACAAUCACUUCGAGGAGCACGAGAUCUGCCCGAGCCUCUACGCAGCGCCGUGGUUCCUCACUCUCUUCGCCUCACAGUUCCCUCUCAGCUUCGUGUCCCGCAUCUUUGAUUUUGUAUUUGUCCAAGGGACCGGAGUGAUUUUUAAAGUGGCCCUCUGUCUGCUGAGCAGCCAUGAGGGGGAGAUAGUGGAGUGUGACAGCUUUGAGAGCAUCGUAGACUAUCUGAAGACAACGCUUCCCGCCCUCACUCACACACAGAUGGAGCAGACCAUGGCAAAGGUAAUGGAGAUGGACAUCUCCAAGCAGCUGCAUGCAUACGAGGUGGAGUACCAUGUCCUGCAGGAUGAGAUGUUAGAUGUCGGGCCGCUGCCCGAUGACUCCGACCGGCUCGACAAACUAGAAAAGACGAAUGUGCAGCUGAAGAAACAGAACAUGGACCUGCUGGAAAAACUUCAGGCUGCACGACAGAAGAUUCAGACGCUGGAGACGAGCGUAGAGAACUUCCUUUCUCGGGAGAGCAAAAUGAAGCACAUGAUUCGCUCUCUGGAGCAGGAGAGGGCAGCUUACCAGAAGACCAUUGAACGCAUGCGCUCAUGCCUUCCCCCUGACGCCCUGACAGAUGUGGAGAUGACCCAGAUCAAAACAGGACCCAACGGGAAAGCCAAAACUGCAGCCAAGAAGCCCUGAUGGCAACCAGGGGGGCUGGCUGCUCAGGGCAGACGCACAGGCAGGCUCUGAAUUGAACAAAUGGAGGCUGCUGUAGUGGAAGGCUGCUGAGAGCCACAGCUAUUGUUGUACUGCAACACAAGAGUGGCAGCGUUUUGUAAAUGUGUGAUGUCUAGACUCGAGACACGGAGACUGUAUAGGAAGUAUCUACAUGAUAUUUGUCAGCAUAUAAUAGAGGGGUGGGAGGGUGGUUUCAGUUAUAUUAGCAACAGACUGUUCCGUCAGUGCAUCAACGCUGCUGUUCUGUCUCAUCUGUUUCACUGCCAGUUUGAAGGUGAGACCGAGAUGCACAGAAUCCUUCCCUAUUCAGAUCUUUCUUGUAAUCACAGGGGAAUUUUCAAGAUUGACACGAGUGAGAAAUGUGUCUGCCGCUGCAAAUCUUUUUGAGCACUGCCUUGAUGUAUUUACUACCAGUCUCAGUAGCACCACAAAAGCAUUGAACAGAAGGUGCCUGACGGCAAACAAUCCUUUGGACCUCAGGUUCAACUUAUAGCCAUUACCAGUGUGUGUGUGUGUGUGAUCCUGGAGCUGAUACCCCAUUGUUUUUUGUGCAUGUGAUGGAAACUCGGGCCUCAGAGUAGCCACACUGCUUUGUUAUUUCCUUUUAUUCACUUGAAAUUUUUGUGAAUGUACUUUCCCUCCAAAGAUCAUUGCGAUAACAUUCUGUUGUUCACACCAGAAGCACCUGGGUGCACAUCUGCCAUGUUAGGCUUUAGAUUUCAGCAGACAUACAGUAGCUUGUUUCUCAUCUCUCAGCACAGCACCGCUGCCUUCACGUGAGAGAUCUUAAGUAAUUGCACUUGCUGCUUUUAAGGAGGAAGUAUUUCUUCCAAAGCUCAGGCAGGAUGUGAGGUCGUCUGUCUUCUCAGUUUCCUGUGUGACUGACCGCGGAGUCGCCUCGUUUUAGCACCACACUCAGACACUGAAGCAGAGUUCACGCUCCACAGGAGGCACCGAAAAACAGACUAAUGUGGAGGAGUGAUCUGAAUGUACAGCACGUGCUUCUGUUGCAAAACUCUGUGUGACAUUUUUGUUUUUGUCAGCCCAAGAUUUGACAAAUCUAGCAAUAUCCCCGCUUCCUAUAGCUAUUGACGGAUGGACUACAAGCAGCUAGUGUUGUUUGGUGCAAGAUUGCAAAGCAACACAUAUCUGCGCUUGCAUUGCUGUUGGUCACACAGUCAAUUUUAUGUUUGCAGUGUAAGUCAAGUGUGAGUAGAGAGACUGCAAAGGAAAAAAGAGGAACUUGAGGACAAAUCAGUUUCCCUUUGCGUAGGGUCUCUCCUGAUACUGGGUAAAAGAGACAGUAUAUGUACACACACACACACACACUCACAUGCACACAAGCUGUGCAGUGAACUGGCUGACUGCAUGGGCAGACAGUUCAAAUGAGUUGAAAGAGUGUCCCUGGCCUAUGUGUCCUCAGUUUUGUUUUAUCCCACCUCCAUGUCUGACUCACCACUGGCAGUUCUGAUUGAAAGCAAAACAGUCCUGGGCUUGACUUCGCUUUCAUAAAGCACCCUUACAUUAAUAACCAAGGUGAUGUCUGUCAUGAAAAAAGUACUUACUAAACGUGUCUAUCAGUCUUCCUGUCCUUGGUGACAAGUUGUGUUGACACAUUUGUGUCUAUUUCAGUGUAAAGUUUUUAUUCUCAAACUUCAGUCCGAGCUGACAUAUCCUUUCGCAUACAAUGCAUCAUGUUUAUGUUUAGCAAUCCUGUAUAUUUGCAUAUGCCCAGAGCACUUGCCCACUUUUGCUAAGUUACAGGAGCUGCAGCAAUUCACGUGAAGUUUGAUAAGUUGAUAAAUCUGGCCUGGCGUUCCCUGUCAUGGUGACAUGUUCUUGUGGUAAUUGAGGCGACGUUUUAAAGGUUUGCCCCCAACAUCACAUAAAUAAUAGAGAAAUAGGCACCUCUGAACAGCAGGGAUUCACUCAACGGUUCAGAAAGUGAAACAUAUCAAAUCACUCAUUCUGAAAUGUGUCGAAGGAUACGUAGGAUACAGUCCUACACAGCUUUUCUGCCUCUUUCUGCCUCUUUUGCUUAUCUACAGUGUUUGUGCAUCAUAAAUUGAACCGUUGCACCAAAGAUGUGGUUGUUUUUCCAAAAACGAAUGAAUGCAAAAUGAAUGAAUUCAUCCAAAAUGCUGUGAUGUAUUGUAUGUUAUUGUGAUAACUUUAUUGUCACUACACCUCUUCAGAAUUCUUCAGGUUUGUACUAAAACAAAAGCUUGAAAAGAUACCAAAUAUUGGCAGUAAAAACUUGACACACUAAAAAAAAAAGACCAUUGGCAGACUUGUUUACUCACUUGAAUACUCAUCAUAUUCCUUUGUGCCAAAAGUUAAUGAUGGCCUUCUCCAUUAAUCGGAGAUGUGAGACCAUUUUGUCGAUGUCUAAUGUUGAGCACGUCCUCAUGGUCAGCGAAGGGUCUGUAUUUUACAUCAGGUGCUCCGAGUUCUGACUACUAAAUAGUGCUUGUAUCACUGUGUUUUAAGAAAAAACACUUAAUAAUAGAUGGAUUGUUUUUCUGUCAACAUGAGGGCUACAUAAAAGCAAAGGAACUGUCAUGAAUUCUUCAAUAAAUUUCACCUUGCCUUGU